This is a messenger RNA of Physella acuta, 2644 nucleotides long. RefSeq names its product collagen alpha-4(VI) chain-like. Lineage: Eukaryota; Metazoa; Mollusca; Gastropoda; Physidae. The record is from RefSeq and is a predicted model, not a curated record.
GCCCCUUUACAGGAGCAGGACUAGCUGAUAGGCGUCUUGGGGUACUACAGAAGGAAAGACACAGAGGAACCAACAAGUCACGCUUUAAAACCAGUUCUCUGUCAAUUUCAUAAAUUAAGGAUUCUUGCUACAGAGUUUCUUUGACUUGAAAACAUGGCCUUUUCAGUAUUAAUUAGAUCUAUGUGCGCCAUUUUCCUCUCUGCUACUGUUUUGCUAACAAGCUGUGAUGCUAAAGCCCUCGGGACUUGCAGAGUGCCAGCCGACAUCAUCUUUCUGUUGGACACGUCCAGCUCCAUUGGUUACAGAAACUUCCAUACCCACAUGAAAACAUUCGUCAAAGAUGCUAUCUCGUCCUUACCUGUUGGGCAAGCAGCAAAUGAUAUAAGAGUUGGAAUAGUACUCUUUGGUACACACGUAUUUCCUCAGUUCUGGUUAAAGAGCGAUCAGAGCGUGAGUCAAGCGGUCAGGGCUGUAGAGGACAUGAGAUACAAUCGAGGCUGGACCAACACCCAUCUCGCUUUGCAAUACGCCCACCAACAAAUGUUCAUAGAGGCUCCAAGGAGGGGCGUGGCCAAGCUUGUAGUUGUUCUCACUGAUGGCAAGUUCACAAAAUCGCAAGAAACGAUGUCAGCCGCCAGGACUUUAAAGAACUAUGGCGUGGAUGUCUUUGCCAUCGGUGUUGGUGGCGACGUUGACGUAAGUGAGCUAGAAGAGAUGGCAUCGUAUCCCAGUGAGCAAUACGUCUUCCGCGUGUCGGAUUUCCGUGCCUUACAAAAUAUCAAACAAAAAUUCCAGUCGGCUACUUGUGCAGCGAUGAUGAGCACCAAAAGACCUAAUUUGACAACUAAAUUAACUAGAACAACUAGAACAACCACCACUACAACUACGCCAACAACAACUAAAGACAUCUUCGGCGGAGGUGUUCCUCCUAGCUGUGAUGCUAGAGCCAUAAGGGCUAAACAGACUUGCAGAGUCCCAGCCGAUAUCAUCUUUCUUUUGGACACGUCCAGCUCCAUUGGUUACAGAAACUUCCAUACCCACAUGAAAACAUUCGUCAAAGAUGCUAUCUCGUCCUUACCUGUUGGGCAAGCAGCAAAUGAUAUAAGAGUUGGAAUAGCACUCUUUGGUACACAAGUAUUUCCUCAGUUCUGGUUAAAGAGCGAUCAGAGCGUGAGUCAAGCGGUCAGGGCUGUAGAGGACAUGAGAUACAAUCGAGGCUGGACCAACACCCAUCUCGCUUUGCAAUACGCCCACCAACAAAUGUUCAUAGAGGCUCCAAGGAGGGGCGUGGCCAAGCUUGUAGUUGUUCUCACUGAUGGCAAGUUCACAAAAUCGCAAGAAACGAUGUCAGCCGCCAGGACUUUAAAGAACUAUGGCGUGGAUGUCUUUGCCAUCGGUGUUGGUGGCGACGUUGACGUAAGUGAGCUAGAAGAGAUGGCAUCGUAUCCCAGUGAGCAUUACGUCUUCCGCGUGUCGGAUUUCCGUGCCUUACAAAAUAUCAAACAAAAAUUCCAGUCGGCUACUUGUGCAGCUAUGAUGAGCACCAGAAGACCGAUGCUGACAACCAGGUCAACUAGAAAAACUACAGCCACCACUAAACAGGCAGCAAACACAACACAAAAAACAAGGACACCAACAACAAAGAGACCGACAACAAGGACACGAACACCAACAACAACGACACCAACAACGACACCAACAACGACACCAACAACGACACCAACAACGACACCAAAAACGACACCAACAACGACACCAACAACUACACCAACAACAACGACACCAACAACGACACCAACAACAACGACACCAACAACGACACCAACAACAACGACACCAACAACGACACCAACAACGACACCAACAACAACGACACCAACAACGACACCAACAACGACACCAACAACGACACCAACAACGACACCAACAACAACGACACCAACAACGACACCAACAACGACACCAACAACGACACCAACAACAACGACACCAACAACGACACCAACAUCACCAACAACAACGACACCAACAACGACACCAACAACGACACCAAAAACUACACCAACAACGACGCCAACAACGAAACCAACAACGACACCAACAACAACACCAACAACGACACCAACAACGACACCAAUACCAACAACACCAACAACAACGACACCAACAACAACUGAAGACAUCUUUGGUGGAGGUGUUAGUCCCGUCUAAGUCACUCUUCCUUCAACUAAAUAAGGCUAGUUCUCUCUUCUAGUCCAAUCUUUAUUAGAACCUUUGCCUAUCCGGUGAAACACAUGCCUCUUUACCUCUAUUUUGUACCGCUCUUUUCUCUACCUGAAGUUUAAUCCUCUAAUGUGGAGCUUGUCAAUGUAUUGUGCACGCAUCAACCAAAAUUCAUCAGUACAUUAUUUACCUACAGCUUACCACGUAUAACUAUGAAUAAAACCCUUCAUAUUAACUACAAUACCUCUGUCUUCCACACAGACAUCCCGACUUACAUUUAACAGUGACACAAAAAAAUGGAUAACCACAUGAGAGGAAAUCAAUCGAUUGUUACACAUUCGUGUUGGAUAUUGUGCACUAUUUGUAAAUAAUUUGUAACAAUGUGUUGCUUAUAUUUUAUUAAACGUUUAUUUAAAUUUAA